AUGAGCCGCUACGGACAUCCUCCGACGAUUGGCGACGUCCCCUUCUCGUGGUUCGAGUACACCAUCUUUGCUCUCCUCGGCGUGGCCAUGCUAUGGGCCUGGAAUAUGUUCCUAGCUGCCUCUCCGUACUUUGCCUCGCGCUUCUUCUCGCAUCCUUCCAUCGCGCGCACAUUCCAGUCCUCGAUCCUCACCGUCUCGACCAUCACUAACCUGACCGCGACCCUCCUUCUCACCCACAUGCAGCGUGGUGCCGACUACGCCAACCGCAUCAAGCUGGGGCUCGUCAUCAAUACCCUUGCCUUCGCCCUUCUGACGCUCUCCACCUCCCUCUUUCGCGACAUCUCCCCUGAGGCCUAUCUCGGGUUUCUCCUGGUAGACGUGUGUUUCUCAGCGCUGGCCACUGGCCUCUUCCAGAAUGGUGCCUUCGCCUUUGCCGCCAGCUUCGGGCGAUCCGAGUACACUCAGGCCAUCAUGGCAGGUCAGGGCCUCGCCGGCGUGCUGCCCGCUCUGGCGCAAAUGAUCUCUGUGCUGGUGGUGCGGCCGCCGAAACCAGCAACCGGCGCUGCGCUUCCUCAGGACGGGGGGGAUGGUGGGCGGAGCAAAGAGGACGAUGCUCUUGGCGAUGCGGCUUUCAUCUACUUUCUGACCGCAGUGCUCAUGUCCAUCGUCACGUUGGUGUCUUUCUUCCCGCUGGUCCGGCGCCACCAGCGCCUCGCCGCGGCCCGUGUCGCGAGACUGGAUGACAAUGAUGACAACGACGGCGGCGGCGACGACGGAAUGGCUGGCCACCAGCAGCGGGCGACACGUAAGGUCGUCUCCAUCCUAACUCUCUUCCGCAAACUCCACUGGGCUGCGGGGUCCGUGGCCAUCUGCUUCGUGGCGACCAUCGGCCUCUUCCCCGUGUUCACAGCCAAGAUCCUCUCGGUGCACCCACCGCCACGCAGCCGCUUUCUAGACCCGGAAGUCUUCAUACCGCUAUCCUUUCUCGCCUGGAACACGGGCGACCUCGCAGGCCGCGUGUCCACCGCCGGCCCCCUCAACGCCCGCGCCCGCCGUCGACCCGCAGUCUUGUUCCUGUUCGGCCUCGUGCGCUUCGUCGCCCUGCCGCUGUACCUGCUGUGCAACCUACACGGGGCCGGCGCCGUUGUGAACAGCGAUGUGUUCUAUCUGGUCUUCGUUCAGGUGCCGUUUGGCCUGAGUAACGGCUGGCUGGCGUCGAAUGCAAUGAUGGCCGCUGCUGAGGGCGUGGAGGAGAGUGAGAGGGAGGCUGCAGGCGGGUUCAUGGGGCUCUGCCUGGUCAUUGGGCUGACGGCUGGGAGUUUGUUGAGCUUUACGGUCACAGGAUUGUAG
Molecule: messenger RNA, 1350 nt
Organism: Cryphonectria parasitica EP155
Lineage: Eukaryota; Fungi; Ascomycota; Sordariomycetes; Diaporthales; Cryphonectriaceae
Exons: 3
Coding region: 1-1350 (449 amino acids)
Biological process (GO): nucleoside transmembrane transport
Cellular component (GO): plasma membrane; fungal-type vacuole membrane
Molecular function (GO): nicotinamide riboside transmembrane transporter activity; nucleobase transmembrane transporter activity
Source: RefSeq, a predicted model, not a curated record